Dichomitus squalens LYAD-421 SS1 is the source of this 1635-nucleotide messenger RNA. RefSeq lists its product as uncharacterized. The transcript has 5 exons. The coding region runs from base 1 to 1635 and encodes 544 amino acids. Lineage: Eukaryota; Fungi; Basidiomycota; Agaricomycetes; Polyporales; Polyporaceae. The record is from RefSeq and is a predicted model, not a curated record.
AUGGCCGACGACGGCUUCGUCGACCGCCUCAAAGUCGUGACCGCCUUCUACAAAGAUACGCAGACGAGCCGGUACUGCCCCACUGUGCGGCAGCUUUGUCAGAUCGACGCGUCUAAUCGUCUUCCUCCUGCUCCCACCAAGUGCCCGAGAUGCAGCUUUACCUACGGGAACUUCGAGGCCUGUCUUACCUACAAGGACGAGCACCCAGGAAAGUGGUUCUUGAGAUGCGUCAAAUGCAAGCGGAUGCACAUGCCGAGCCAGUCGGGCCCUUCGCCGUGGAUCGCUAAGGCCAUCGAGGCGCAGCUUGAGGCCAAUGCGAUGGCGGCGGCGGAAGACACGCUCGUGGCCCGAGAACAAGACGAGCUCCGUCAGGCCAUCCUCAUCUCCAAGCGCGAGGCGGAGCAGCAGCAAAAGGAGGCGCGCGCGCAGGCUAAAGUCGCGCAGAGGCUUCGCCAAGCGGAUGCAAAGGUUCUCGCGAGCGUAGAUCGCCUACGGCAAGAUGCGCGCAAAGCGCACGAGCAAGAUGUCGUCGCGAGGCGCACUGGCAGCCAGCCCAAGAAGGGCAAGAGGCCUGUUGCUGCGGCCGCUAUAGAGCUAGCGCCUGUGAGACUCAAGCAGUUGGUGAAGCUCAUACUGUGGCUAAAGCCAGACGACGCUCCCGUGGCACACGAUGUCGAGAUCGACGCGAUUGACCACCUGUAUCUAUUGGAGAUCGACCUGUUGGGUAGUAUGUGGGACGGCAUCGAGAUACAGGCGAAAUUCUGGUGCCCCGAAACGAACGCUUGGUGUCCCGGCAUGGAGGCGAUGGCAGUAAGCUCCCACACGCGCAUCAUCCUCGUGCGCCACGACUUCAUCGGCCGCUGUCUUAACCUUGGGACCGAACUUCACGUCGCCCAGACCUGUUGGAGCGGGAGCCCUGGCCGUGGGUCGCUGACGGCAAUGAGGGCCGAGAGGAAAAGUAUCUUGGGGCGAAAGAUUAAAGCGGACCAGGUCUGGGUGGUUCUAUGGUACAAGGACCACGAAGAGCCGGUGAAGGAACACGCCCACAAACUAAGCGACCAAUUCCUACUGCGCUACAGCCCUACGAUCUUCGAAUUAAUACGCAAGGGAGGCAGCGUCGACCUUUGGCAUGACGACGUCUCCGACUGGGAGCGCAUUCGCGUCCGCGAGCAGAUCCCGAUCAGCGCGGCUACGCACACGCUGCUACUGCGCGUGCCAGGCGUAGAGGGCAUGCCGUCGUUAGGUCUGGAGAUCGAGGCCCUAAGCAUCCCGCGCCAGAGCAUUUCGCCCAUAGCGCAAAAGACCCCCGAACGCGGUCGUAAAAGGGAUUGGGACGACGUAGUAGCGGAGUGCAACCGCUCGCGCUCGUCAUCGCUGGAGCCGCUGCAGGUCGGGCCGGGCGUCAAGAUGGGGGAGGCGACCACCGAGAAGGGCGACGCCGGCGACGGUGCGAGAGGGAGGGCGCCACGCCUAGCAGGGGGAGCGCACGCCGUGUUCGGUCAGUCGGCCCCUAAGCGCGUGAAGGUCGAGGAGGCAGAGGUGGACGCGAAGCCCAAAGCGCCCUUGAAUUGGGUGGCGGCAGAGACUACGGUUGGGGGGGUGACAACGAUUGACCUAGACCUGCUGUACGACUAG